This is a messenger RNA of Saccostrea echinata, 776 nucleotides long. Its product is annotated as collectin-12-like. The transcript is spliced from 4 exons. Lineage: Eukaryota; Metazoa; Mollusca; Bivalvia; Ostreida; Ostreidae. The coding region runs from base 1 to 744 and encodes 247 amino acids. The record is from RefSeq and is a predicted model, not a curated record. Gene Ontology annotation, molecular function: signaling receptor activity.
AUGUGGAUCUUCGUAUUAUCGCUAAUUUUGGUUACCACAGUCUAUUGUGAUGAGCUACAGUAUUGCCCCCCAAAUCUUCAGCGAUCAACACAUCUGAAGACAUACAAUGGUCAUUGUUACGAGUUCAUGAUCCACCGACAUGUAGAGUGGAAUGUAGCAGAAAAUGACUGCAGUUCCAAAGGAGGAACUCUGGCUGUUGUCAAUAAUAUUGAGGAACAAUUUUUCAUCAUGUCUGCAUUAAGAUCUUUUCCAUUCCAUGGUCAGGGGGUUUGGAUAGGAUUAAGUGACACUCAGCAGGAAGGGAAAUUCACUUGGAUUAAUGGAGAGGCGUCAUCCUUCACAUACUGGGCACCAGGGCAGCCCGGAGUGGUGGAUUUACCCAGUAUCGGUGGUAGAAAACGUCUGAUUUUGGACACUUUAACAGGAGGAGGCCUUCAUCUUCCACAUCUGAUAGACGAAGAUUGCGUCCUGCUCAAGUACUCGGACUCUGGUCACUGGCAUGACUAUCCCUGUGUUAAAUUGGAUCCUCUAGGUCUUGUGCAUGAGAAUUAUCCAUAUGUUUGUGAAUACAACCAAACGCCCGUUCCGACAAGCACCACACUAGGAACACCCAUGAGGCCAUCAACGCCGAGUACCACCACAUUAGGUGGGCCUAUUUCUGUCACGACUCCAGAACCUGACAUAGCCGGCACCACCACAUCAGGCGCUAUCGUUGGCUCAGUGGGAGAGCUCGUAAUAGGCUAAAAAGGAUGUUAAAUUGUGAUAUGCAUGUAUUU